AUGGCUGCCAAUAACGAAAGGAAUGCUGAGAGCUCAAGUAAGUCUGAAUGGUGGGGAGACAGACCCCGCGAUACGUCGACCGGGCAUGGAGCAAAUCGAGGAAAAGGGGGUGGACCCUCUGGCGGAUGUGACCGAGGUUCAGCAAAAACUCAUGCUGCUCAGUCAUCAGCAGGGCAUGAGGUGGCUGCUAAUGCAGUCGUAACUAACGGAGACAGACCCCGCGAUACGUCGACCGGGCAUGGAGUAGAUCGAGGAAAAGGGGGUAGACCCUCUGGCGGAUGUGACCGAGGUUCAGCAAAAACUCAUGCUGCUCAGUCAUCAGCAGGGCAUGAGGUGGCUGCUAAUGCAGUCGUAACUGACGGAGACAGGACCAGAAUAAAUAGGCUUAAUGACGAGCAAUGGCAGACUCUUGUAAGCAUGCUUGAUGCUUACAAAACCAGGACUAAUGAAAAACUCUCUAGUAAGACUUACUCCACUGAAUGGAUUGUUGACUAUGGGGUGUCACAUCACAUGACAGGGAAUUUAAAUGUGCUCGUCGACACCUAUGAUGUUGCACCUUGCCCUGACCGCAUCUCGAGGACUCUGAUUGGUGCGGGUGAACAGCUUGAUGGGGUCUAUGUCUUCAAGGGUGUGGCGCCGAUUCGUGCCUGCAAGACAUAUGGAAUUGGAUCAUGCGAUUUGUGGCAUCAAAGAUUGGGACACCCUUCUUAUCAGACGAUGAGCUUACUUUUUAGUAUUGGGGCUUAUAGAGUACCUGCAUCUUGUGGUGCUGCAUACUUUUUGACAAUUGUUGACGAUUAUUCUCGAGCAAUUUGGAUUUAUUUGCUAGCUGAAAAGAGUGAAGUUGGUCGAACACUCAAGAAUUUCUGUGCAAUGGUCGAACGACAAUUUAAUAAGAAAGUUAAGGUGGGAAUUUUGUUUCAAUCUUCCUGUGUUGGAACACCACAACAAAAUGGUCGUGUAGAGAGAAAACAUUGUCAUAUUUUGAAUGUGGCGAGAGCACUGAGGUUUCAAGCACAUCUUCCGAUCAGCUUCUGGGGAGAGUGUGUUUUGACCGCAAGGUACUUGAUUAACCAGACACCUUCGACCCUUCUUGGUGAUAAAACACCUUACGAGAUGUUGUUUGAACAAAGUCCUUCUUAUAAACAUCUCAGAGUUUUUGGUUGCUUGUGUUUUUCGCAUACUCGGGACCGUGACAAAUUUGCCGCUAGGAGUAGGAAAUGUAUCUUUGUUGGGUAUCCUUUUGGGAAAAAGGGAUGGAAAUUAUAUGAUCUUGAGUCUGGUGAUUACUUCGUCUCACGAGACGUGGUGUUUAGUGAGGCUGAGUUUCCCUUUACCACUCCGGAACAUCAACCCUCAGUAACCAGUCCUCCCGUAGCCAAAGAAAAUGUUGGGUUGCCUUGGGCCACUCUUCCUGACAUGGUAUCUAAGUCACCUCAUAUAAAAGUCAGGGGGAGCGACACGGUCAAUGAAAAAGGACAUCAGAACACGGGUAAUGAUGARGAGGCAAGUCCUCUUGAUGAGACAAGGAGUCAUGUAGCUUGUAGAAAUAAUGAAACUCCAGUUGCUUGUCAGCCCACCAUAGAGUUAUUAGGCUGUGGACAUCGAGAAAAGCGGCCCCCCAACUAUUUACAAGACUUUGUCACACACUCUGCUCGUCGUUUAGACCCCUCCGCUGUUUCUCCCGCAUCAUCUCAGUCCUCAGGUACUCCUUAUCCCAUAACUAAUUAUGUGACGUAUGAUAAUUUUUCUGUGAAACACAGACAUUUCUUGGCAACUGUUACUGCAAGCUGA
This is a messenger RNA of Nelumbo nucifera (sacred lotus), 1794 nucleotides long. The record is from RefSeq and is a predicted model, not a curated record. Lineage: Eukaryota; Viridiplantae; Streptophyta; Magnoliopsida; Proteales; Nelumbonaceae.